Molecule: messenger RNA, 1773 nt
Organism: Penicillium verhagenii
Lineage: Eukaryota; Fungi; Ascomycota; Eurotiomycetes; Eurotiales; Aspergillaceae
Product: serine/threonine-protein kinase
Exons: 3
Coding region: 1-1773 (590 amino acids)
Biological process (GO): protein autophosphorylation; peptidyl-serine phosphorylation; autophagosome organization
Cellular component (GO): cytoplasm; autophagosome
Molecular function (GO): protein binding; ATP binding; protein serine/threonine kinase activity
Source: RefSeq, a predicted model, not a curated record
AUGGAUGACCUCCCUUCCGACUUCGUGCUUGAUAGUGAAAUCCGAGUUGAGUUUAGCAACCGCUUCACAUAUCGAUUCACAACCAAGUCUGAGGUCUCUGCUACCCAGCAUGUCCGGCGCAGGCCUCAAAAGGAGAGAUGGAAGGUGAUAAACAGCCUUGGAAGCGGAUCAGUUGGCACUGUUUCUGUGCACAAGUGCUUGACAAUGGAUGGCCCAGCAGAGUUGCAGGCCGUGAAAAAGAUUGACAAGGCCGUCGUCUUCAAGGGCAUUCAUUAUUACCAAGAACUAGAAGCGAUUGCAAAGUUUUCACACAAGAAGUACGAGGGCCUUUUCGUCGAGUUUCUUGGAUGGUAUGAAAAUGUUAAUUCUGUGUUCAUUGUGAUGGAAUAUAUGGAACACGGCGAUCUGGAUCGCCAUCUCGACAGACCCUUGCCCGAAAAUGAAGCCCGAGAGAUCACAAUGCAGAUAGCAGAAGGUCUGACGUCCCUCCACUGGAACGGAUUCGCUCACCGAGACCUUAAACCUGCGAAUAUCUUUGUGUUUCGAAAAGGUCCAGAUUGGUGGGUCAAAAUCGGCGAUUUUGGAUUCAGCAAACGUAUUGAUCAGAAUAAUGGCCUUCAAACAUGCGUUGGAACACUGGUUUUCAGUGCUCCAGAGUUGCAGAUGUUUUCUAUCCAUUUUGGACAUCCUGUCGAGGAUAAAACUGAAUUGCAGUAUACAGAGAAAGUUGACAUGUGGGCACUGGGUGUGAUCGUGUUCUAUAUGGUUUUCCAUUCUUAUCCAUUCCCCCACGACAAACCAUGGAGCCUGCUAGGAUAUAUGCAAGGCGCGGAUCUUUCUUUCCCAAAAUCUCCACUGUCAGAGAUCAGCGAGGAUUGCAAAAACUUCAUAAAGGCCGCAUUAUUCCGGGACGCCUCGGGGAGAUUAGCUGCACAUGAAGCUACGGGAGAGGCGUGGCUGGUGCGGUCUGAUAGUCCAGUCUCGGAACCGGCAGGCUUACAAAGAACAGAAGCAAAGGUCACCUCGACAAAAAACCCCCAAAAGACAGUAAAAACUCCGCAGAAAACGCCUGCCAAAAUUUUCAAUGAUGUCAAUCAACCUAUAGCAGGAGGAAAUCCACAAAUGCAUGCACCCAAUAUCUUGGAACCUUCCACUCAAAAAGAUUCUUCUGAAGCAACGAAAAACGCCUCGUCACCUACACCGGCAACUCUAAUUCACAGUUUUUGUUUUGCAUUCAAAUCCCCGGAACAAGAUGAACUAGACAAAUUACUUGCUCUUCACCUUCGAGGUGUGCAGCUUUAUCGGGAUAACGACUUUAGAAUGGCCGAACCUAUGCUUCUACAGGCGGCCGAAGGACGCAAGAAAGUACCUGGAUUGACGCACCGUGACACACGAAAUUCGUGCCAUUGCCUGGCAGUUCUUUACUACCAUAUGUCCAAUUAUUCCGCGGCGAAAAAAGUAUUUCAAUCGGUACUUAAAGCUCAACAAAUGAAGUAUGGAAAGAACGGUAUAUCGACGCUCAAAUCCCGUUAUUGGAUCGGACUCUUGAUUUGCCGAGAAGGAGAAUACAAAGAAGGACUGGCUAUGUUGCAGCAUGUAGCAGAUAUCCAGGAACGUGUGCUGAGCCCGAGUCACCCAGAGACCGUUCCUUCGCUUUCUACAUGUGAAAAGCAGAAGCCACCUGAAAUUGUGCAACCUCUGCCGCAAAUGUGCAACUCCCCACAAAUUUUGAAGCUCGAGAAAGCCACAAAUUUUAUGCAGGAAUCUAUUUGA